Messenger RNA from Chara braunii, 11143 nucleotides. Lineage: Eukaryota; Viridiplantae; Streptophyta; Charophyceae; Charales; Characeae. The record is from the annotation of a GenBank genome assembly.
UGGAGAAACUCGCGCUUGAACUCCUUUGGUGUCUUCGUACUCUUGGCGUUUCCUGUUCCUAUUUUUUUGCCCACUUUCGCUUCGUCAGGGUUGAUUGAUUGACCAGUUGAUGAGAGUGGCAGAUAAGUCCGUGUCUGUGUUUGAUAUAGCAUAAUUACCUGACAGGUGGGUCGCGUUUAUGCAUGUAGCAUGAAUGGCGCUAACAGGGUGAUUUAAAUAGGUGAUUUGAUCAGGUGAUUGGACAAGGUGGUUUGAUUAGGUGAUUGGACAAGGUGAUUUGAAUAGUUGACUGCACAGGCUGUUUUGAUUAGGUGCUUGGACAAGGUGAGUUGAUUAGGUGAUUGGACAAGGUGAGUUCAUUAGGUGCUUGGACAAGGUGAUUUGAUUAGGUGCUUGGACAAGGUGUAUUACUCUUUAUACCACUUCCCCUAGUCAAGGUUUUCGGUUCGUUUCUCAAAAAAAGAAAAAGACAAAAGGUGAUUUAUAAAGGACUGCAGCUUGAUUGGUAUUGUGAUGAUAGUGAUAUCCGUUGAGCUUGAGGCUAAUUGCUGCAGCGUGCUAGAGUAUAGUGACAAGCGCGAUGAUGGCUUCGCUGCGUAGACGCUUUUAAAACGGUGAUGGUGAUGAUGAUAGCAGCUAUACAUGGUAGGCUGCUAAGAAGCUCAGUCUUCUUGGAAGAUAACAUCCUUAGCUACGAAGAUCGAUGUCGGAAGAUAACACAUGACACGUGGAUUGCUUAUACUAAUAACACAUGACACGUGGAUUGCUUAUACUAAUACCGUUGUGUGUGAUUAGCUGUGCUGAUUGCUGCUCUUUGGAAACCGAGGCCACAACUGAUAACACAUGACACGUGGAUUGCUUAUACUAGUACCGUUGUGUGUGAUUAGCUGUGCUGAUUGCUGCUCUAUAACACAUGACACGUGGAUUGCUUAUACUAAUACCGUUGUGUGUGAUUAGCUGUGCUGAUUGCUGCACUUUGGAAACCGAGGCCACAACUGAUAACACAUGACACGUGGAUUGCUUAUACUAAUACCGUCGUGUGUGAUUAGCUGUGCUGAUUGCUGCUCUUUGGAAACCGAGGCCACAACUGAUAACACAUGACACGUGGAUUGCUUAUACUAAUAGUGUUGUGUGUGAUUAGCUGUGCUGAUUGCUGCUGAUUGCUGAUUUGGAAACGAGGGCACAAGUCUGUUUGAUCAAACAGCUGCUUGAGUAUUUGACAAGCUAACACCAUCCCAUUUCAAAAGAAUAGUGUCCUCUUGGGACCACUCGAGCAAUCCAGCCUGCAGGGUUUCUUAUUCCUUUUUUCCAUCCUUAUUUUUUUCUGUAGGUUUGCUGGUAAUAGGAAUUUCUGAAAAUUUUCCUCUGGAAAAUUUACUCCGUAUCUUACCAUCUCUCCGAAAUUUGCUGGUGAUGGCACGACGCGCCGCUUUAAUAUAUUAUAUGAUAUAUUAUAUGAUAUGCGACCUGCCUCACAAUUUUUUGGGAGUUGUGGUGGUGGUAUUGAAAAUGGAACACUUGGCUGGAUCUGAUAACACGUAUUUGUUGUGAUUGUGUGAUUAACUGUAGCGAUCUGAAUUUGGAAAAGCUGAUUAGGUGAUUGUUUAGAACGGCAGUAUUGAUUGUUCCUCUCUUCUUACGCGUCUGCCGUUCUUCUUUUUUCCGCGCCGUGGAGUUUUUUUUUUUUUUUUUUUUUUUGCAAUUGACUGUUACCGAUUAUCGACGACCAGCGCGACAACGACUGGUCGUUUUUCCGCCCCCAGACGGCAGACGGAGGUGAGAUUGCCGUUCUUGAGGAUGACAACGUCUUGGUCCUCCUCGUGCCCGACCAUGACAUGGCAGACGCAGCAGCAAGGAGAGAAGGAUCAGUCGGAGAAGAUGCCCGUCGAGUUGUGUCCCAAUAAGAGAAGUUCAGCGCCGAUUUCCAGUGGCAACGGGAUGGACAGAAAAGUCAGACGCAGCAGCAGCAGCAGCAGCAGCAGAUGCAGCAGCAGAUGCAGACGUACUCUGGGAAGGAGUAGAAAGGCAGGCGGAGGAGGAAUGGGAGAGACGGAUCGGUUGGCAGCCAUAGCCAGUUUUCUCCAUAUCGUUGUCUUUUUCUUCUUGCUCCUGUCUACUUGCAGCAGCUGCGAGAACCAAGACGAAAACGCAGGCCAGGUUCGUGUCGUCGAUGAUGGCACUCGAUUGCGCCUACAGCGCACGCAAGAUGAGUCCAAUUUGCCGAACAGUCUCGGUCUUCUUGAUCGGGCUCCCGACUCCGGCUCCCCCUCUGUGUCAGCUUUUCUUCGUGUAAACCGAGAUGUCCAGGAGAAGAAACAGAAGAAAAAGAGGACUCCGAAGAGGAGCAAACGAGCUGAAGGUGAUGUGGAUGGUGAUGGUGAUGACAAGUAUUAUGAUGGCGUUGAUGUCAACUAUAUUGGUCAGGUGGUGGACUUCGCUUCACAGACAAUUAAGAGGUCCGAAGAGCCUUUUGUGGAUCUCAAAGGGUUAAGUAAGGCAGUGAAGGUGGUCGCAAGAGGGAGGGGAGACGCGGCAUCAGCAUCGUCGUCGAUGAUGACGGCAACCAUAGCCAGGACGGACGACCAUAGCCAGAGUCAGAGAGGUGGGGACUUCGAGAGCGCUGGUGACGUAAGGGGUGUAUUCUCUGUCUCACUACGUAGGAUGCUCUCUCUCUCCCACUCUUAUUUUUCGAGGCAGGCUAUGGAGAUGGUGGAACCGUACUCCGCCACUACUAUGCCUCCUACCUCCGUCUAUUCCGGCAAUGUAACGUCGGAUAUGCCGCCGGUGAACAGACUUCUGUCACUCGUCUCUUUGUCGUCGGCGAGUCCCUCCUCUUCCUCCUCCGCUUCUGAUCUUGUUCCUGUGGGACAUGUGGCGAACAGCGUGAAUGUCACCGAAAUCUGCAGCCUGAUCGGGGAAGAGCACGGGAAAUGCGUCGUGUGGAGUACUUCAACGGGGCACUUGGUGGAGAUCUAUAGUCCGAAAUACGCGGACCAAGCGGAAUGCGCAAGCUUUCUCCUGCUGCCGGCAGAGAACACAUGGCGCAAGGACGUGAGGAUAGUUCUAUACUUGCUCGGUAUUCUCUAUAUCUUCAUUGGACUGAUCAACAUCACCGCCGUCUUCAUGAGGGCCAUGGAAGUCAUCGUCAACCAGAAAUGCAUCGUACUUCGAAGGAAUCCUGUCACAGGUCAUCUGGACAAACAUGUGGGGAGAAUAUGGAACAACACUGUGGCUGACAUCACGCUUCUGGCAUUCGGUACUUCGGCGCCACAGAUAUCACUGGCAUUGAUUGAUGCAGUGCAAACACUAGGACAGCCUCCAGGAGGUCUCGGCACGGGAACCAUUAUUGGGUCAGCCGCCUUCAAUGUGUUUCCGAUUCUUGCUGUAUGUGUUCUUGUGCCGAAGGCAGGAAGCAUCAAGAAGAUACAGAAUUUCGGAGUUUGGGUGGUGGAAUUCACAUGGUCUAUAUGGGCAUACAUCUGGUUGAUCCUCAUUGUUCAGGUGUGGACACCAGGUGUGAUCACUGUGACUGAGGCUGUUAUGACAAUACUACAGUUUCCAGUCCUGAUCCUCCAUGCGUAUGGACAAGAUAAGAAAUGGUUCUCAUCGGGCAAUCGGUUGAAAGUGUGGAGAGCCAUCAUGCAGAGGCAAACCCUGCACUCUGCAAGUUCGCUGACACCACUGGACGAUGCGGAUGAUGCGAGGAACCAUGUCCUGCCGUCAAGUGCUGACCACAGCGGCCACAUUGAGGUAGAAGAAGAGGGCGGUGGAGACAGGCGGCUGAGUUGGAGUUCGCCACCUCAUCACAAAUUCUCUGGCUCUCGUCGACCAAGUUUCCAAGUAGAGGGGGCGAUGCACCCACAGCACCAGGACUUUUGGAUGCAUCGGCACAGUAUAAGGAUGUCGCCCAUGCCUAUGGAGCCAGGACGUGAACAUGCAGAUCACUAUCCUAGCCGUCGUCCGUCAGCGCCGGUGAAUCAUGAGAGCAGCAUUAAUCCUUGUCAUAAGCGAGCGACAGAGAGCAUUGACAGAGGAGCUGGCAGGCAAUCUGGCAGCCAUACCGUUGCUUUGCAAGACCACCAACCUCCUCCCUCAUGUGCAGCACAGGACGUUCCACCUCUAUCUAGAGCUCUAUCUUUUGUUGAGCCUCUCGGUUGGGAGGACAUAAAGAGCUUGUGGAGAGAUCAAUUCUGCGAUGCAAUGACGGUGAAAGGAACAACAAGUGGCGACGACUCAGAGGAACCUGCAGAUCCCUCAUUUACCGACUUCAUACUUCACUUCAUCUGUUUUUUCUGGAAGGUUCUGUUUGCUUUCAUCCCCCCACCAGAAAUUUGGCAUGGGCGCAUUGCAUUUGCCUGUGCUGUGGGAUGGAUCAUGGCAAUGUCGUACGUGCUUAUUGACCUGGCAAAUCUGUUUGGCUGUGCCUCGGGAAUGGAUCCGUUCGUUUUGGCCAUCACCAUCCUUGCGACUGGCACAUGUCUCCCUGACUUGAUUGGGAGCUACAUCGCUGCACAGAAUGAAGUAACUGCUGACUCUGCCAUCGCGAAUAUAAAUGCUAGCAACUGCAUCAAUGUGUUUGUUGGCCUGGGAUGUCCAUGGUUGGUUGCCUCUAUUUACAACAGGUUAGUUCUCAAUCAGGAGUUCCCCAUUGCAUCGCGAGGAACAGGAUUUUCCGUUAUGAUAUUCUGUAUUGCAGAAUUCAGCGCCACCGCGCUAAUGCUUGGUAGACGAUAUGUAUUUGGUGGAGAACUGGGAGGUCCACGCAAGUUCGCUGUAAUCUCAAGCAUCGUAUGGCUCCUGCAUUGGGCCUUCUACAUUAUUAUGUCUUCUCUGAGGUCAUAUGGAUCAAUAUGAUGCCCCCCAACUGUCCGUUACGUUGUUGUUGUGCCAAUUGUACCAGACACAGGUUUAGAUGCGGUGCUGAGCGGCACAGACUUGUUGUCAUUCGCAUCCAUCCAUGCGUACUGGAGCAAUGGAGGCUGGCUUAUCAAGCCCUUUGUGCGAGCUGUUCAUCCGCCAACAAGUUUUGAGACCUCUCUGCUUUCAAUCCAGGUAGAGUCUGAUAUGAUGGGUCGGUGAAACUCCGACGAAACAGUUUGUCACAGCCCCUCGUUUGUUGUCCUCUUCUCCCUCUCUGCCUACGGUUUACCGGGCAGUUCUAUUUGACGAUAUAUAUAUAUUCAUGUGGUAUAUAUAUACCACACAACAAACGAGGGGCUGUGACAAACUGUUUCGUCGGAGUUUCACCGACUCAUCAGGAGGCUGAACCCUACGGUUUUACCGGGCAGUUCUGUUUGUGACGAUAUAUAGACUAUAUAUAUGUAUAUAUUAUACUCCCAGGGAAAUCACAUUACACCUGCAGAUCCACUUCCUGUUCCGUCCACUGGAAUCGACUCUUUGAGAUUCUGGUCAGCUAAAUGACUUGACACUGUGCUUUUGACCUCGCUGACAUGUGGCUUCAGCUUCUCUGACAGGCACACCGUCAAUGCAUCGGUUUUGAAACUGGAGACUCUUGUCCAUGCUGAUAUGUCGUUUCGGCCUCUGUGAUUGGCCCGACAUCAAUGUGGCUUCGAGUCUGAUCACCUGGAAUCGGCUCUUUGAGAUUCUGGUGAGCUAAAUGACACUGACAUGUGGUUUCAGCCUCCUGGACUGGAGCCCCAUGAAUGGAUUGGGUUUGAAACUGGAGCGGCUCAGCGUAGGUGUCGUAUGUGGCUUCCAGUUUGAUGAACUGGAAUCGGCGUUUUGAGAUUAUGGUCAGCUUAAUGACAUGACAUUGUGGUUUCACCCUAGCUGACAUGUGGUUUCAGCCUCCCGGAUUGGCGCGCCAUCAACGGAUUGGGUUUGAAACUGGAGAGGCUCAGCUUAGGUGUCAUCCUCGGUUCCGAUGUGAUUCCAGAUUGCAAAUCUGCAAUGGAUUAGAAUUCAGAUCACAUCUUAUCGAACCGGAUCCAGAUACAGGAUUGAGUCUCAAUCAGAUAAGAGUUGAAGAUGGGAUCAAAGUUUACCAGAUCAGAUCAGAAGCAUCAGCAGAUGGAACAGCGAUACUGCUGGACUCUUUCGAGCCUGGUGCCAUCAGCAGCGAAAUCAAACUGUUGCGCACUGCUAAAAUGAGGAUCCAUAUGAGGCCACGUCUGCUGCCAGCCGUCGUGAAAAAAUAAAAAGGAAAAGAAGAUGGUUCUGCUGGUUCGGGCAGUUGGUUUUCGACAGAUUGCACAAGGUUCUGCUGGACUGGAAAGCCAGCUCGGACUCUGUUCAGGUCACAUCGGGUCCAUUGUUGAACGAGACCCAACCAGAUUGAAGGAGAAUAAGAUCCUUCAGGCUCAGUUUGUGUUGUCGUGGUUCGUAUGCGGUUGAUUUAGGUUCGAGCUUUGAUUUACAUAUGACUGUUGGGAUUGCACACUCGGGUUAGAUUUGAUUCUAUGGUCAGACUGGGAUCUUCUCUGGUCUCUCGAAGUGGAAGCAUAUUUUGAGGGCAAGCAGAGAUGACAGAUGAUGCAUGGGAAAGGAACGGAACUGCGCGGGUUUGGCCGAGAUAGUUGUGAGAUUUCUCUAGAAGGGCAAGGGUAAGCGUUCGACCUGGCAGGUAGUGGUGAAGUGAGCGCUCGGGCGUGGCCAAGAUUGCGGCUUUUUGGAAUACACUAGAGCCUCUGCUUUCACAGGGAUGGGGAACCAAAGGGUUAUUGGACGUGUGCCAAACCUGUGCAAUCAGAUGGUCAGUGGAAUGGCCGCCGUCCAGCAGCCGCGCUUUGAACAAAUGUUGAUGGACCUGAGAGCCUGGCAAGCCUGUGUCAUGGUUGUGGGUCUACCGCUUCUCGGCUUUUGGAGGAAUUGGGAUUUGAAUAUGCCCCGUAUCCAAUCGGGUCAGUGUUUCUGAGUCUGAGAAACGCAUCAGAAGUUCUUGGCGAAUAUCGAGGAACGCGAGAGCAUGGCAGAAGUUGUUGUGUUCUUGCAGGCGAAAGGCUAGAGUCCGAUGUCACUCCUUUCUUUGUCUGACACUGGCUCCAUUUGUUUUGCCCCAGUUGCGCGGACUAAUUCGAGGCGGCAUCACCUGGCUCAGGCUCCUGAACCGUGCAUGCCUACAACUGCGAGUUGACCUGCGAAUGCGUGUAUAAUUCUGUGUGAGCGCACGGGUGUGGCCAAGAUUGUGGCUUUGGUGUACGCGUACGCGGACUAAUUCGAGGCGCCGUGACCCUCCCCCUCCGCCUCGAUAGCCCGUGCCCCCCCUCCCCGGUAGCCAAACCCCCCUCCCAAAAUGGUCAAAAAAGAAGUCGGUACAAUGGCGUGCAUGUAACGGAAGUGCAUACUUGUUCCCCAGAUGUACGAGCGUACGUAUGCCGAUCCCAUGUACAGGUACGCAGUGCAACGCAGCUGUUGACAGAAAGAUCCGGUGUUCGAAGCCCGUUGGGUUUACGAAGGUUAAUGGCUACCCCUUUACGAAAGUUUAACUCGAGAGUCGAAGCAGCUUUGUUGCAAAUCUGCCGUCGGAUGAGAGUCGAGGCAGCUUUGUUGCAAAUCUGCUGUCGGAUGACAUACAUGUUCCCCAGUUGGACCUCCAAAAAAAAAAAAAAAAAGGCCAGGAGGCCAGGUCUUGAUCAAUGGCCAAGAGCCCAGUCUCUGUCCGUGUACUCAUUUUAAUGUUGCAGUUGCUGAGUAGAUUUAAAAACUAGGUUAGUGGCUCAUUUUAAUGUGCACUUGCUGAGUAGACUUAAACCAGGUUAGUGGGCUGUAGAAGUGUAGAUUGAUGCUGGGACAGGUUGAGGUCGUUAUUGAGAGGCGUUAUACGGUUAUACCCUCUCUGUAUCUUAAUAGUGUGGAGUUGUGUUAUGUCGGCGGCUGUGAAACACCGGAAACGGGAGGAAUUUAUGAUAUGUAGCCAAUCCAUCAAACCCCACGUACUCCGAAAAUGUCUCCUAUCAGGUUACCCUUAUCGCCACCAAGCGAUAAGGGUUUCGAUCGUCACCAAGCGAUAAGGGUAAAUGGCAGAAAUUGUCUGUCACGGAGAUUGAUUAAGACCAGGAGAUGGGAGAUCUCAGUUGUUCAGCCGACCAGCGGAGGCUUAGAUAGACUAGAGAUGGGUCGAUCACUUGAUAUUUAAUCAAUUGUAAUGAGCUCUCAGAGCGCCAAGCACUCUGCCCUGUCAUCAUCCUUUUUGUCAGGGCCUCAUGUUUCGAGUGGAGAAUAUGCGAAUCCCAUUACAUGUGAGAGAUCAGAUUGGUCGCCCGGUGAUGGCUGGAGCGAGAAGGAUUCUUGAAGAGCGGAGUGCACCGGCUCCAGAUAUCGGGCUACGGUGAGCCGCUCUGUUCUUUUUCUUGUUUUUUUGUCCACUAUAUUCACCAACUUCAGUUGUGUCUUUGACUUUCGCAGGCUUGGCCUAGAAAGAAUAAUUCAGAAUUCUGGGGGAUUUGUUGCCUUGGGUCCCCUCAUGGUCCCACUUUCUGGGCCCAUGAGUCAGGGUCCCACUUGUGGGGCCCAUGAGUUGACCUGUGUGUUGGUUCUAUGUGCUGGUUGUAGGGCUUGGCCUUCUAUGUGCUUAGCCCAUGUGUGUUGGCUUUGUGUUGGUCCCGUGCGAGUUCGUCUCAGACUUGCAUGUUGACGGCGACGCCCUUUUACAUUUGCUGGUACCCAUUUUUUGUGUUUGCAAUAUCUUGCUGCUCCCAAAGAGAUUGACACGGCCAGUUCAAUCUGGUAUCCCUGUGUAUGUUUGCGUUUGUGAUGUGGCUGUUGUCCUAGGUGUUGGCCGUCGCGUUGGUCUCUACGAUUGUGUCCCCUGCAGGUCCCAUAUCUUGAUGCCCUUUUACGCCUGUCGGGACACAAAUGCUGGUCAUUUGCUGUUACGCAAAUGCUGGCGAAGUCUAUGUGCUGCUCCCAAAAAUUGAUGGGGCCAGUUCGAUGUGCUGGCCCCGUAUGUUUGCCUCAUGUCGUGCCUUUAUGUGUUGGCCUUCACGGUGGUCCCAUACGAGUGUGCCCCUGCAGUUCUCAGAUGUUGAUGUCGUUUUACGUCUUUCGGGACGCAAAUGUUGGCCAUUUACGGAUACACAAAUAAUGUAGAAAUGUAGGCCAAGUCUGUGUGCUGCUCCCAAAAAUUGGCGUGGCCAGUUUGAUGUGCUGGCCUGGUAUGUUUGCCUUCCCUCAUGUAUGGACCUUGCACCAGUCCCACAUACUGGCUGCUUCUGUUUGCUAAACGCACAUGUAGUUCCGACUCUAUUUGAUGGUCUCCAAUAGGGCCAUUUUUGUGGUGCCGAGGAUGGACAUGGCGAGUCUUAUCUACUGAUUCUAUGUAUUUGCCUUUCUGGCGGUUCUUUUUUAAUGGGUGCCUUGUGCUGGUCCCAUGGUCCCGUUUUUUAUAUAUAUAUAUAUAUAUAUAUAUAUAUAUAUAUAUAUAUAUAUAUAUAUAUAUUUCCGGGGUCGGCCCGGGGGCCUUGUGCUUGUCCCAUGGUCCCUUUUUCUUUCUUCUAUCUGCUAGCCCCUUGUUUGUUGGCUGCUUGUAUUUCCCGGUCCUAAAUGCUGUUCGGUUCUACUUGCUGAUCAUAAUCUAUUUGCCUUGCUGAUCAUAAUUUGUUUGCCUCAUUGUUUCAUAGGCCUUUCGCUCGUUCUAUGUGUGCCAGUCCCAUGUCUGGUUCCAUGUGCUUAUCGCAUGGGCAGUUCGGCAUGGACAUUGACCGCUUGUAUUUGCUGGUUCCCGAUGCCACCCGGGUCUAGUUGCUGAUCGUACUUUGUUUGCCAUGUGAUGGCUUCGCAGGAGUAGGAUGUUGGCUGCUUGAAUUUGCUGUAAUAGGUCUUUCGUUGUUCCUAUGUGCGCCAGUCCUAUCCCUGGUUCCAUGUGCUUGUCCCAUGGCCAGUCCCGUGUGCCCGUCCCAUGUAGGCUCCCUAGGAGCAUGUCUCGUUUGUGGUUCCGAUGUGUACCAGUCCGAUAUCUUGUUGGUCGUCUUGCUGUUUCAAUGAAGGACGAGCUUCAAAAAGUAUCAUGGGUCAAAGAAGCAUGUCCACAUUUUGGGCUGUGACUGUUGGCUGCAUUGUUCUGUCUUGCCGGUGUUCAGUCCAUCAGGGUAGGCCCAGUGUCGGGGUGCAGCUGUUGGUUAAUUAGGGCACUGGAGGCCUGGGAAAUUACAUGAAGAGUUCUGCGAGAGGUCUUUUCGGAGCCUAUGAGGGGGGGUGGAAUAUUUUCGGAAAAUACCUUGAGUGGCUGGAUCAAACUGUGCGAGUUUUGAGGUUCGAACACUUGACCAUUGGGAGCACAUGCUGACCACUGCGCGAGUUCGUCUGAGGAUGUGUAAGAGAGAAACCCUCGGCCGGAUUAAGGGCCGGCUUGGAAAGCAUGGACCCUUGCCCUAAUAAUGUCCAGGUUCUUGUCCAGAGGAUACAACGGUGAACCUCUGAAAAGCUCAGAGGAGAUGCAGUUGUGCAGGCCUGGGAAGAGCUCGUUUGAAGCUGGGAGGGGUGGGCACUAGGCUUUUUGUGACCUGCAGGGCAGGUCUGAGGAGUCUAGAGAAUUGGUGCCAGGGUUUACGGGAGUUAUUUGUCCGUUGUUGAAGGAGCACGAAUCUGACCGUAAGACUAACCACGUUCUUGUUGGAAAGCAGCACCUGCCCCUAAGAUUCUUCUGAGGUUUAACAUGCAUUCCAAAUGAGAUUUUCUGCCAGGCUGUACGUUGGAGAGGUGUGAUUGGUGCGUCUGCACACAGAGAGGGAGGGGGCCGUUUGGCUCUAGAGCACUUUUUUGAAGUUUUUUUUUCUUUUUUCUUUUUUCGGUCUAGAACACUUAGCUUUGGAACAUUGUGUACUUGUGUUUCAUUAGGCAGUGCGGGAGUGUUUAGAGGUCACUCUGUUGAGUUUUCAAGAGUUCUGAGAAAAGCUUGGAGAUGCACACACACACACACACACACACACACACACACACACACACACACACAGAGCAGAGAGAACAGAGAAGAAAGAGAGAGAGAGAGAGAGAGAGAGCACUGACAGUUCUGUGAAAUUUCUGGGAGACCUGUGAGACAGUUUUGAGAUUUUGGACAGUGAAGUUUUCGAGCCCGUGCACAUUCACUUAUGUUUGUCGCUGAUUUCUUCAGGUUUCGGAGUCAAGAAUGGACUUUGUUAUUGUUGUUUCGUGCUUUUCUGGAGUCCGGACAGUGUUCUGUUACUUC